AUGACGUCAAGCUUGCAAGUUUUCGACUUUCGGCCAUUUGCCAUGUUGAAGUUAACAGCAACUGCACGGCUGUUCCACCUCUGGUGCAAUAAUUCUUCCAACCGUUCCAUUUCUCGACCUCCUGUACUUCAACUAAUUGUGCUAUUAUCAAUCUUACUUAAACCUUUUAACUUACUUCUAGCUUCAGCUACACCACAAUUUAGCUCUAUCAGAUUACAGUCACAACCACGAUCAUUAGAUACUGAACAAUGUCAAACUAAUAUUCCCGGUGAUUGUAAUCCAUACUCAUGUCAUGGUACUUGUGAAGGACGAUAUGUUCGAUUUUGGGAUAAUAAACUAAAACUCGAUCGAACUGUGAAAAGUUGUCAUUGUGUCCAGGAGCCGGUGUGUAGCAUAAUUGGAAUGAAUGCAUAUACCGGUUGUCGAACUUAUUCCGUACUCUCUAAAGCAGCUCAACGAUUCAUCCGGUUAUGGACAAUGAGUGAUGCCGAAAAAUUGGACAAUCAACGAUCUUCACUUUUUGCUUUUCGGUUUCAUCGUUCCUGGGAUCGAUUACGACAUAAUCAAUUGCUUAAUGCUAAUUCUAAAUUUUGCUGUCACACAAUCAAUACCACUUCUUCGGGUUCUAUUAUUUUUCACUACACAUCAUUAUCAGUUUUAAUGCCUCUUUCAUUUGUAUUACUUUUGUAA
Molecule: messenger RNA, 690 nt
Organism: Loa loa (African eye worm)
Lineage: Eukaryota; Metazoa; Nematoda; Chromadorea; Rhabditida; Onchocercidae
Exons: 2
Coding region: 1-690 (229 amino acids)
Source: RefSeq, a predicted model, not a curated record